Molecule: messenger RNA, 4764 nt
Organism: Lichtheimia ornata
Lineage: Eukaryota; Fungi; Mucoromycota; Mucoromycetes; Mucorales; Lichtheimiaceae
Exons: 7
Coding region: 1-4764 (1587 amino acids)
Cellular component (GO): intracellular membrane-bounded organelle
Molecular function (GO): phosphatidylinositol binding
Source: RefSeq, a predicted model, not a curated record
AUGCCUAGGCUCUCUAUCGAUAACUUGCAGCAGCCGACAAAGCCCAUUCUGGUUACUGCAUGCAUCGCUCUGUUGUUGGCAUGUUGGCCGCGUGCUCUUCAUUACUUGUUCUCCACCAUUCAACUUGUUCUCACCACCAUUCUCUCAUUGGUCGUCUUCAACAUAUUUAUUCUCUUUGUCUAUGUCAAAUACUUCUUACCGCCAUCGAAGCAACCACACCAUGACUUUUUGCCAUUACGAUUCACGACGUCUACGGCAUGGGCAGCUCAUCAACAGCAACGAUCGCGUGAACAGCAACCAUGCUCUAUCUCGGUAGCACCUGAAUGGCCUCAAGUAUCCGAUGCAUUCGAUGAACUGAUCUCGUACAUUUUGCGUGAUUUUAUCGACUAUUGGUUUGCCUAUGUGGCAGGUCCUCAUGAACAAUCCUUCAAGUUGGCUAUUGAUCGGGUCAUACGCGAAGCGGUGCUUGCAUUAAAGCAACGAAUGAUGGAUGCUGAUCUAUUCAGCAUCCUUGUGAAUCGACUUGUUCCUAUCAUGACCCAACACAUUGCCGAGUUUCGUGCUGCAGAGAUAUCGUUGCGUGGCAAGUCUUUGGAACGAUCCGUCACUCAAUCAGAUGAAUUGGAUUUGCUAUUGGCGUCCCAAUUUCGUGGUGGGAGGUUGCAUCCUGCAUUGACAACAGCUGCAGUAACAACAACUCGGCCUACAGAAGUGGACCAUUUGCGUCAAAUGAUUCAAAAGAUACUCCCACUGGUUAUCAAUCACAAGGAUCUUGCAAGUGAUCAUGGCCCAGUCACCGUCAUUGUCCGUGAGCUUGUAUCAUGUGCCAUCCUGCAACCCGUUUUGGAUAUGGUCGCUGAUCCCGAUUACUGGAACCAAACUAUCGACAGCUAUCUUGGAAAAGCCAUUCGAGAACAGAAAAUGGUACGCAAGCUUCGUGAAGUAUUGAUACGCCAUUCGAACGAAUUGGAUGAGAUGGAUGAUGCCGAAUUGCCCACUGCACCACGAUCAGCACCCACAUCUGGAAGAAAAGCCAAUAGUCGACAUACAUUGAUGACGAUGGGUUCACUUUCAUCUGUACUCAGUGGUCAUGGUGGUGAUGAUGAUACUCAGCGUCAACGUGAAUUUGGGGGUGGAAUCAAAAUGGGACGCCGCACCUUUCAAGAAUUCUUGAGGAUGAUUGAGGAGGAAAAGAAUCUAUUGGAGCUGAAGCGUGUAAGGAAUGAUAUCGUUACUCAAUUACGAAAGAAGCGGGCACAAAUUUAUGAUCGAGAUCCUGAGGAGGUCAUUGAUGGCGAGAAGGUUGAGGAUAUCAUUGUGUACCUGAAUCGAUUAAGCGUUGCCAAAAAGCGUGUGGAUAAGCGGAUUGGUGUUCUUACGGGUGAACAUGUGGCAACGGAUUAUCAUUGGCAUAUGAGCGGCACUGCGGGAGGGAUUUCUCCAUUCUUUGGCAGCAGCAGAUCACGUGCAAAACACAACCAUGGAGAGGCACAUUUAUCACAACAACCUCUUGGAUACAGUUUACAUGACAUUCUCACCAACACAUCAGGCCUUUCCUAUUUCAUGGAAUUCAUGGAUCGUCGUGGUGAUAUGAUGAAGCUACAAUUCUGGUUGCUUGUCGAAGGUUUUAAGAAUUCCGAGUUGAUGGUGGUGGAGCAAGAUAGUACAACCGAACGUGUGGAUACGACUUUCUUUCAAGAUGUCAACAUGGUAUACAGCAUGUAUUUGGAAGACAAUGCACCGCAUGCGUUGGGAUUGCCAAAGGAACCCAUUGGAGCACUCUACCAGCAAAUCCAGCUUGCACAUGUAUGCAUCAAGGAUCAUGACUCGGACAACCUUCACAAUAUCAUCCAAGAUGUGCGACAGCAGCUUUAUCAGAUUCAGCAACAAGUCUUUGAUCAAUUGGAAAAGGAACAUUUUCCUUACUUUAAGCGAUCCGAUCUCUAUUUCAAGUACUUGGCAACCACACCCAAUUCGGGUCCUGAUACAGCCCCUGAGCGACGUAGUCUUGAUGAUUUAUACCAACGACCCAGCAUUUCUCAAAAAAGAGGCCAUGUGCAUCAAGUGAUUAGUGCAAGCAGCAGCUCUAGUAGUGCAAAGAGUAGCAACAACAACAAUGGCAGCAACAGCAAGAGCACGCUCAAACCUCGGCCUUUAGGACGUACAGCAUCAGCUAGUAUGACAAGGAAGAAACCUUGGGAUGUCAAUGCCGUGGGUGCUACUUCUUCUCCAAAAGCCGAUUCAGAUACCGAAGUGAGUGAAUCCACAAGCAAACGAAAGGCUGUAGUGAGCACUAGUACCAGCACACCUCAUAUCAAGAGCAGCACUCAUGUUCGCCCUUCAAGUCACGUGCGUAGUCCAUCUGAGACAGCAGCAGCCCAUGGCAACCUUGCACGCUUCCUGAAUCUCAGCAAAAUGAUGGGGAGUGCCAAUGAAUGGUGGCAGGCAACAAGCGAUUGGCAACUUUUGAAACCAAAGGAUACCGAUAGCACCAGUAAACGUGAUUCGAUCAGAUCAUUUGAAACGGAUGAAUUGGAUGAAGAUGACGAUGACGACGACGACGAUGAUAUCACCGACAAUGAACAACCCCCUAAACGACAGCCAUUAUUACGUAGCAACACCGUGGAAGCUGUGGAAGCUGAAUUACAAUCGAUUAUGGAUUGGGAGGAUGGAGCUACAGCAGCAGCAGCACCUGUAGAGGAUCACAAGAAUACAUUAUCAGUGCAACAACAAGAACCGCAAAAAGUAUUGAGUGCUCCACCUUCGCCAUCCAUGAGCAAACAUGCACUUCUCGGUACACAAGGGGCGAAAUCCACUACAGCUUUACCUGUACAAAGUGAUUCUAUGAUUGAAUCGAGGCGUGGAUCUGCCGUUGUUCAACCAGUGGAGCACGAUGCUUUAAAGGAGGAGGAUGAACCAUCAUCAUUGUCAUCACCUGGCAACAACAAGCGACGAGAACCAGUAUCAGAGCAACAGGAGCACCAGCAGAGCAAAAGCAAUGUACAUUUGGCACCACCAGGGGAUUUGAUGCUUGCUGCCAAAGUUGAAAAGUUGUCGGAGGAAAUGGAUCGAUUGAGACAACAAGAAGCUAUUGUGGAUGAAUUGAUUCGAAAGGCUGAGCGCGAGGAGAAUAGUAGCAGCAAAACGGAUCAUAUCGACACUCUUUUACGUAUCUUGAAGAAGAGCAAAAACAUGUUUCGGCGUGAAAUGCAGCAACUCAAGUACCAAAAGAGCCAAUAUGAAUUACAAGAAUCCGAAAAUGUGUUGAUGCCUGAACGAUCCAAAGUCAGUAUUACCAGCUCAACGAUUGGAUCGGAUCAAUAUGGAGAAUUUGCAUUGUACGUGAUUGAAAUCCAACAACUUGGAUACGAUGGCAAUUACGGCUCUGGAUGGAUUGUUGCACGACGUUACAGCGAGUUUUUUACGUUGCAUCAAAAGCUAAAAGAACGCUAUUCAGCUGUGAAAUUAUUGGAUUUUCCAUCAAAAUGGCCGUUGCUACGACUACAAAAAUCAUUUGUGGAAGCACGCCGCACCAACUUGGAGCGCUAUUUACGUCGAUUGCUGGAACAUAAGGAGAUUUGUCAAAGUCAGGAAUUGCGUGCCUUUUUAUCACAGCAAAAUGUCUUUGUGCCUGGACCCAAUCAUCGAGACGAUGAUGAUGGUGAUGAUGAUGGGCCAUCCUCUGAAAUGGGGUUCUUUACGUCUAUGCCAAAGCUUUCAGAUCGCAACAAGAGUACAACAAGUGCAAGCAGUAGCACGAUCAUCAGCAAUAUCGAACAUUUACAACGUUCUUCCAGCUCAUCUACAACCGCAUCCAACAAAAGUUUACAACCUGCAACAGCAGCAGCCCUUGUUGAUAAUACGACGCCAUCAUCACCACCAUCACUACCUUCUUCCUCUUCACCUCAUGCUCCACUCAACAACGACUUGCAACGCAAACAAUCCACUGGGUUUAUGAAGCACAUUUACAAAACAGUGGCCGAAGGCAUUGAUGACCUAGUGGUUGCACCUUCCAUGUUGGAUUUGAUUAUACAGCGUAUGGGUGAUCAAGUCAUGUAUCUCUUCCAAGAAAACCAUCCUGAUAUGGCAGCCUCUUCUUCAUCCACGCAGCAACAACAGGGCGAACCUGAUAAGGAUGUGGCAGCAGCAGCAGCAGCCAUGGUGGCAGAUUUGGAGGAUGAGCCUACAACAACAGCAGCAGGAUCAGCUAUUACUGCCCACUCAUCAUCUUCUGUGGCCUCUGAAGGGAUUACCAAGUUUACAGAACCCUUGUGCGACUUGUUUAUUGAAAUGUUUGAGCUCAAGGAAAAGAACAAUUGGUUACGACGUCAAGCUGUGGUGAUUAUCCUUCAACAGAUUUUGGGUGGUACUAUCGAAAGGAAAUUACGUGAGACCGUGCACUUUUUGGAGACGGAGCCCAUGAUUGUAUUUUAUCUCAAAAAGAUCACCAGCAGCUUAUGGCCUGAUGGAAAAACGCUCACCUUUAAAGCACCUCGACGACCCGAUGAGAAACAACACACCAAAGAAGAAGCGAAUCGCAAAUUAUCUGCAUGGUUACCAGAUUUGAUAGGGCAAAUGGUGGGACGACAGAAUGCGAGACGUGGAGCUAGGCGUUUAUUCAGUGUGUUACAAAACAAACGACUCAACCAAGACCUUGUAUAUACCCUCUUUGAUGAGAUCAUUGCUGCUCUUUUUCCAGAACUCGAUGGUCCUCCUCUUUCAUCCUCCUCCUCCUCUCCCUCAUGUAAAAAAUCUUACGACUAA